AUGAGAGUAAAACUGGAGCUACUUGGCCUCCCCCGACACCAGCAGCCGUUCCCCCGAGCCCCGGCCGGCGGCCCUCUGAUGUUAACGAGCCAGCGGCGAUGCCCCAUUGAGCCUUUCUUCGACAUCGAGGAGCUGCCGCCCGACGUCCUGCCCCGCAGGAAGCCGCCCCAGUUCAUGGUGGAUCUCUUCAACAGGGUGGCCGACGCCAACGGCAUCACCCGCGCCCCGGGGCUGCUGGAGGGCGACGUGGUGCGCAGCUUCGAGGACCGAGUUCACGUGGACCAGUACCGCUUCUACUUCGACGUCAGCGCCAUGGAGAAGGGCGAGCAGAUGCUGAAAGCCGAGUUCAGGGUCUUCAAGCUGAAGAGGACCCAUGUGUCUGGAAGGUCUGACGUGAAACACUUUUGCAAAGUGGAAGUGCAUGAGCUCUUGGAGAGUGGAAGUAAGCCACAAAAAAAAAAUCUCAUUGCAUCAAGAUUAUUGUCCCUGUACACAGAAGGCUGGGAAGUAUUCAACGUCACACAGACAGUUUCCAAGUGGGUUGGAAACAGCAAGUCCAACCAUGGCUUUUUGAUAACUACAACACAUGUAUUCAACAAUAGAAUUGAGCACAACCUGGUUAAGUUUGCCAAGAGCCAGGGCACUUUGCAGGAGAGUAGAAAUGCUCUCCUUGUCCUCUUCACCAACAGUAACAAACGGAGGUCUUCCAGCUUUGUACCCUCUUCCACAAAUAUGAACCCUGCCAAAAACGAUGCUUCACGCAUGCCUCAUGAAACUGAGAUCAUCGAAAGCAGCAGUGGAAGCAUCAGCAGGAGACCUCGAGCUGCUGCAAUCCCUUCUGCCAAAAGCCAGGUAGCAGCAUGUCAUCGAAGGGAACUCUAUGUUGACUUCCGUGCUAUUGGCUGGUCAGGGUGGAUUAUCUACCCAAGUGGAUACAAUGCAUUUUAUUGCAGAGGAUCCUGUCUUUUCCCCUUGGGGGAAGGUUUAAAUGCAACAAACCAUGCUACAGUUCAGUCCAUAGUCCAUACACUUAAACUGUCUCAAGAUGUCAGCACGCCCUGCUGUGUGCCAGAUGAAUUGAAGUCCCUCAGUCUUCUCUACUUUGAUGACAAAGAGAAUGUGGUCCUUAAAAAUUACAAAGACAUGGUGGCAACCAGGUGUGGUUGUCAUUAA
This is a messenger RNA of Haliaeetus leucocephalus (bald eagle), 1173 nucleotides long. Its product is annotated as bone morphogenetic protein 7-like. NCBI's taxonomy places the organism in Eukaryota, Metazoa, Chordata, Aves, Accipitriformes, Accipitridae. Gene Ontology annotation, molecular function: cytokine activity; growth factor activity. Gene Ontology annotation, biological process: SMAD protein signal transduction. Bases 1 to 1173 code for a protein of 390 amino acids. The record is from RefSeq and is a predicted model, not a curated record. The transcript is spliced from 7 exons. Gene Ontology annotation, cellular component: extracellular region.